Messenger RNA from Lontra canadensis (Northern American river otter), 1887 nucleotides. RefSeq names its product ataxin 3 (gene ATXN3). The record is from RefSeq and is a predicted model, not a curated record. NCBI's taxonomy places the organism in Eukaryota, Metazoa, Chordata, Mammalia, Carnivora, Mustelidae. Gene Ontology annotation, molecular function: cysteine-type deubiquitinase activity. Gene Ontology annotation, cellular component: nucleus. The coding region runs from base 76 to 1143 and encodes 355 amino acids. The transcript is spliced from 11 exons. Gene Ontology annotation, biological process: protein deubiquitination.
GGAGGGGUGGGGCCCAGGGGCGGGGCUGGAGGGGGGUGGUUCGGCGCGGGGGCCGUUGGCUCCAGACAAAUAAACAUGGAGUCCAUCUUCCACGAGAAACAAGAAGGCUCACUUUGUGCCCAACAUUGCUUGAAUAAUCUAUUGCAAGGAGAAUAUUUUAGCCCUGUGGAAUUAUCUUCAAUUGCACAUCAGCUAGAUGAAGAAGAGAGGAUGAGAAUGGCAGAAGGAGGUGUUACUAGUGAAGACUAUCGCACAUUUUUACAGCAGCCUUCUGGAAAUAUGGAUGACAGUGGUUUUUUCUCUAUUCAAGUUAUAAGCAAUGCCUUGAAAGUUUGGGGUUUAGAACUAAUUCUCUUCAACAGUCCAGAGUAUCAGAGGCUCAGGAUCGAUCCCAUAAAUGAAAGAUCAUUUAUAUGCAAUUACAAAGAACACUGGUUUACAGUUAGAAAAUUAGGGAAACAGUGGUUCAACUUGAAUUCUCUCUUGACGGGUCCAGAAUUAAUAUCAGACACAUACCUUGCACUUUUCUUGGCUCAAUUACAACAGGAAGGUUAUUCUAUAUUUGUUGUUAAGGGUGACCUGCCAGAUUGUGAAGCCGACCAACUUCUACAGAUGAUCAGGGUCCAACAGAUGCAGAGACCAAGACUCAUUGGAGAAGAACUAGCACAACUGAAAGAACAGAGAGUCCAGAAAACAGAUCUGGAACGAGUCUUAGAAACAAAUGACGGGUCGGCCACGUUAGACGAAGAUGAGGAAGAUUUGCAGAGGGCUUUGGCACUAAGUCGCCAAGAAAUUGACAUGGAAGAUGAAGAAGCAGAUCUCCGCAGGGCUAUUCAGCUCAGUAUGCAAGGUAGUUCCAGAAGCAUAUCUCAAGAUACUCCACACACCUCAGAUACACAUCUGACUUCAGAAGAGCUCCGGAAGAGAAGAGAAGCCUACUUUGAAAAGCGGCAGCAGCAGCAGCAGCAGCAGCAGGGUCCUCCCGGACAGCUGUCACAGCCGUGUGAGAGACCGACCACAAGUUCAGGAGCACCGGUUAGUGAUCCAGGAGAUGCUAUGAGUGAAGAAGACAUGCUUCAGGCAGCCGUGACCAUGUCUUUAGAAACUGUUAGAAAUAAUUUCAAAACAGAAGGGAAAAAAUAAUACCUUUUACAAAUCAUUUAGAUAUUCAUAUUUUCCAACAUUAUUAUUCUGUGUGGUUAGAGCAUAGAGGGUCCAUUUUAGUAAUGUGUCAAACAAUGUUCAACAGAGGAGAUAAGACUGUUAGGUGGUUUGCAACAAAAAGAUGAGAAAGUGGAAAAAUGCGCCAGUUGUGGGACUAAAUAGUGAUCUUCCAAACACUAGCCAACGAGGCAUUUAGCAAUUAAAGAAACUUAAAAUAGUUUUCUAAAUGUUCCUUUUUCUUUCUGAGUGUGCAAUAUCUCUCAUGUCUAAAAUUAGGGCAUUUUUCUUGGAUCUUUUUGCAGACCAACUAAUUAGCUCUUGCCACAGAACAUUUUCCAUACAUGUUCUUCUCAUCCUUUCUGUUCAGGUCGUUUGACUCACUUUCCAUCACCUCAUAGUUGCUUUUCUUUCUCAUUAACCAAGUUAACCUUUUAGGACAGUGUCUCUUUUCUGUGUUGAUAGUAGUAACAGUUCCAGAAAGAUCCACUGCUUUCCCUCCAAUUAUGUAGCUUGCCCUGGGAUGUUUUCUUAUGUUAUUUCUCUAAUCACAGUUUCUUUGCUACUUGGUUUUCCUUACUUUUCUACAGCUCUUUUGAAAGAUGGUAAUCUUUCUGGAGGUUUUGCUUUUUAAGCCCUCUAAGAUGGGAUCAUUAGUUCAUGAUUCUGGUGCAUUCCAAAACGCUGAAAUCAACAAGUAUUUGAGAAUAAAUGAGAAUUUUUUUU